Molecule: messenger RNA, 2831 nt
Organism: Athene cunicularia (burrowing owl)
Lineage: Eukaryota; Metazoa; Chordata; Aves; Strigiformes; Strigidae
Gene: WBP1L
Product: WW domain binding protein 1 like
Exons: 4
Coding region: 224-1255 (343 amino acids)
Source: RefSeq, a predicted model, not a curated record
UCUGCGUCUGAGAUAUGUCACGGAGAGUGGGAGGAGGAGGAGGGGGAGCCAGUGAGUGCGUGCAGUGUCCCAGGACCCUGUUUACUUUGCAUUCCCAGCUGAGGAAGCCCUGGUUUAAAUAGGAUCGGAGGAGCAGGCUGCCCACAGCAGAUGAGGAAAUGGUCACUCUGGGGCUUUAAAUUUCUGCCUUUCCAUGCGCUGGUGCGGAGGAUGAGCCUGCAGGAUGCCUUUCCUCCUGGGUCUCAGACAGGACAAGGAAACCUGCAUGGGUGUCAACAAUCAAAGUUACAUAUGUGAAACGGGCCACUGUUGUGGACAAUCCCAGUGUUGCAACUACUACUAUGAACUCUGGUGGUUUUGGCUGGUGUGGACCAUCAUCAUCAUCCUCAGCUGCUGUUGUGUUUGCCAUCACCGGCGCACCAAGCAUCGUCUUCAAGCCCAGCAGCGGCAACAUGAGAUCAACCUGAUCGCUUACCGGGAAGCCCAUAACUAUUCAGCCCUGCCAUUUUAUUUCCGGUUUUUGCCAAAUUAUUUACUACCUCCCUAUGAGGAAGUGGUGAACCGACCGCCGACACCCCCGCCACCCUAUAGUGCCUUACAUCAGCAGUGCGUCCCAGCAGGCAGCAGUAGCACAAUCCCAGACACACCAAGAAACCUGCAGCCAGCACAGAGCAGCUCAGCAGCGCCCAGCAGCAAUAACAGCAGUACUGACAGCACUGGAUCCCCCGGCCUUGGGGACCCCGAGCCCUCCACCACCACACUGGUCGAGCGAGCAGUUGCCAAAAUGCAAAGCGUCGAGCCUGGCGGUACCAGCACGGGAGCCGAACUAGUGGAGAGGGCCGGUCCCGAGAAGGAUACAGAGUGCAAGGAGGAACUGCUGAAAGGUUACAGCUCUGAGAGCUUGGAGCAGAGCAGCGCCAUUCCCGAUGCGAAGGACAAGACGCCGGGCAGGCAGCGCCGUUUCACUGGUGACUCGGGCAUCGAAGUCUGCGUAUGCAACCGGGGCCAUCAUGACGAUGACCUCAAGGAGUUCGACGGGCUCAUCGAUGAUGCUCUGGAUGGGCCCCUGGACUUCUGCGACAGCUGCAGCGGCCGCCCCCACGGGGACGAGGAGGAAGGGCUUUUUAGUGCUGCGGAAGAGCAGCACCGUGAACACAGCCACCACCACCUGCCCCGGCAGCCGGUGUGUGUACUCUUGAACACAAUAAAUGAGCAGGACUCUCCAAACUCUUGUACCAAUAACUCCCCCAGCUAAGGUGGCAGAGUGGAAGGGAGAAUUGGGGGAAAAAAACAAAGAAAUAAAAGUGGAAUAAGAGGAUUAAAACUUUUAACAGGAGGAAAAGGUGAUACAACCUUCUUCUUUUAGUUUAUUUUUCUUUCUCCCCCUCCAAUAUAAUUUGGGGAUUAGUCCUUGAAGGCCUGGCUUGCGGGGGACGGGUCACUCUGGGUUUUGUUAAUCGUGUCCAUCCUGCUCUGUGGGGCAGGGACUGAUGUUUCUCAAUGAGACCUUCUAACAAAUGGAAUUUUCCCAAUGGUGAUUUUGGUGAUGGUUACUAUGAGUUUGUUGGUUUUAGUUUUUUGAAACACUGCUUUAUCUCACAAUCAGUAAAGCUCAGCAAAUCUCACCCUGGGAGGAUGCAAAAUCACCGUAAGGCUUUAACCUCCAGGUGUCUUCCCAGAAGCAAACAGCUUCUGACAGUGCCGGCAGUCAGUAGCCUAAGAGUUCUGGUUUGAUAUAGUGCUCUUGAGGCAUUGGGGAUUUCUUUCAAUUUUAGCCUUUUUUUUCAUGUUAAGUUUUCCUGAAGCUGAUGAAUGCCUGAACACAUCAGCCCUAUAAUCUCUGGUGCUUCAGUGUUUUAAGACAGCAGGUAGGAAAUUUCCCACUUGAAGCUGGUGACUGAAGGACCAGUUUCUUCCAGGAGUGUUAGGCUACCGUAAGCAGUUUGAAAAGAAAAGGUUUGCGGAUAUUUGCCUUUAUAUGUAAUUUUUAAAGACAAGUCUAUUCCUUCAAUGCCUCCAAGAGCACAGUUAGAAGUAGAAUCCAGGCAGCUGGGCUGCCUUCCAAGUACUGUGGUCUCCGAAUGACCUUUUCCCGGUGUGCUGCAAAAGGGCUUGGCUUUAUUUUUCUCCUUUUUUUGUGCACCCCAAGAGCAGCACACUUGAGUUAAGAUGACAAAAACAGAACAGGGCUCUCUUUGGCCAGCGUGCCUUCAAGCUUCAGCGAUGCAUGUUGAACAAAUGGAGACGAGAGCUCCGUCCGUUGCGAAGGGAUGACUUACCAUGUAGAUGUGGAAGACCUGUGCAGUAUUUUUUUUUUGAUCCAAAAGUUUGGUGCGAUUCUAAUGUUGACCACUUAAAAGAAAUGAAUGUCUGUUUUCUUUUUCUUUUUUUUUUAAUGGUGGCAACUGGCUACUGUAUAAUGUCUGUGAGCGUGUGUGUGUGACUGCAAUCCAUGCAUGCGAGUCCUACUGGUAAUAUGAAAGCCUGCUGUAAGACUGCAAGAAAAAUUACUGUAGCUUUGCUUUAAUAAACGGUAGAGAUUUUGUUAGUAACAACCUGAAGGAAAAAAACCCCAAAACACAAAGAGCUGAAACUAACAUUCCCUAGAGUGCUCGCGUGGAAGAGAGCACAGUUCAGACUAUGUAUCUUGUUCUCUUGUUCUCAAAGUUUCUCCCCAUCCCUUUUAUAAUUAUGGUCGUCCAGAUCAUUACUGUUAAGGGGGGAAAAAAAAAAUUGAAAACUGAACUCAGACAUAUUCAGAUUUGAUUGAUUGAAAACCAAAAUCAGUUUUAAAUGAGGUGGAAACCAAAAUAUAAUGCAUUUUCUGAUAA